UGUAAGAAUCCUCAAGCAGAGAGCCACCGAAUAAAGAGGCUGUAUUUUCAUUCACGGAGUCCUCAUUAUCGGAGGGUCUCUCUCCCCUGAAAUAUCUGUCUGAUCGUGAUCUCUACUCCAAGCUAAACAGCCAAAAUGGCCAAUGCAGCAUCCGGGAUGGCUGUGCAUGAUGACUGCAAGUUAAGGUUUUUGGAAUUGAAGGCAAAAAGAACUUACCGUUUUAUAGUCUUCAAGAUUGAGGAGAAGCAGAAGCAAGUUGUUGUGGAAAAGGUUGGCGAGCCAGCACAAAGCUAUGAGGACUUCACCGCAAGUCUUCCUGCUGAUGAGUGUCGCUAUGCCGUCUAUGAUUUUGAUUUCGUGACCGAGGAGAAUUGCCAGAAAAGUCGGAUUUUCUUCAUUGCGUGGUCUCCUGAUACAUCAAGGGUCAGAAGCAAGAUGAUUUAUGCCAGCUCUAAGGACAGGUUCAAGAGAGAGCUGGAUGGAAUUCAGGUAGAAUUGCAAGCUACUGAUCCAACUGAGAUGGGUCUCGAUGUUAUUAAAAGCCGUGCCACCUAAAUAUAAUUGCGCUUAGGGCUUGUCAGAGAGUUCCCCCGCAGUCUUCUCUUCAUGAGUGAAAUGUUCAUAGUUUGUGAAAAAUGGUGAACUUGGCUUAGGAUAUCAUAUUGGUUGCCAAGUGCUACCAUAUAGCGUUAUAUUUAUUUUGAACAACAUUUGUGGUUUCCGGCAUAUCUUGUGAUUUAUUAUGUGUAGAACCUAUGCAUCGAGUGUCUCACUUGUAGUCUGAUGUCUACAAGCUAUAAUAUGUAACAGUUUAUGGGGGGUAGACAACACCUGUAGUUUGUUUUCAAAAUUUAAAUGGCUUUGACCUCUGUUAUCUUUCUUUGGUUAAA
This is a messenger RNA of Cornus florida, 890 nucleotides long. RefSeq names its product actin-depolymerizing factor 2-like. Gene Ontology annotation, biological process: actin filament depolymerization. The transcript has 3 exons. Lineage: Eukaryota; Viridiplantae; Streptophyta; Magnoliopsida; Cornales; Cornaceae. Gene Ontology annotation, molecular function: actin filament binding. Gene Ontology annotation, cellular component: cytoplasm; actin cytoskeleton. The record is from RefSeq and is a predicted model, not a curated record. Bases 136 to 555 code for a protein of 139 amino acids.